This is a messenger RNA of Fulvia fulva, 1482 nucleotides long. RefSeq lists its product as uncharacterized. The coding region runs from base 1 to 1482 and encodes 493 amino acids. Gene Ontology annotation, molecular function: snoRNA binding. Lineage: Eukaryota; Fungi; Ascomycota; Dothideomycetes; Mycosphaerellales; Mycosphaerellaceae. Gene Ontology annotation, biological process: rRNA processing. Gene Ontology annotation, cellular component: preribosome, small subunit precursor; cytoplasm; nucleolus. The transcript has a single exon. The record is from RefSeq and is a predicted model, not a curated record.
AUGCCGAAGGCUUCGAGAACAAAUUCUUUUGCGCGCCAGGAGCGGCGACACAACCCACUCAGCGAGGAGUACUCGCCCACAGCACCACUCAAGCAGAAGGCGGGCAAGAAGAGAAAGUCGACGGAUGAGGAUGGAGAGCAGCAGAGCUAUGUCGACAGCAAGUCAUCACGGCGCAUCUUGGAUCUUGGACAGGACUUGGCAGCGGAAGACGAGGCGGAGAAUCAGGUGUCACGACCACCACAGCAAAAUCCAGCAUUCACCUUUCGGACAGACGUAGUGAGCGACGAGGAAGAUGGUGGCGCAGAGCUGGGAGAGUACGACGAGGAGGCAUGGGGAUCAGACGAGGAAGUCGAGGAGAUUGAGGUCGACCCAAACGAUCUUGACAUGUUCAACAAGUUCAAUCCAGAAUUCGACCCAGCGACACUACUAGCUCCGAACAACGACGAGGAAGAAGCGCAAGGACCUGGCACAAAUCUGGCGGAUCUGAUAUUGGAGAAGAUCGCGGAGCAUGAAGCGCAACAACAAGGGGAAGGUAAUGCCAUGCCAAUACAGGUACAGGGUGGAGGCGAUCCAGACGAUGCAGUCGAACUGCCAGCCAAGGUUGUCGAGGUAUACACACAGGUGGGCUUAUUACUGUCACGGUACAAGAGCGGAAAGCUUCCCAAGCCGUUCAAGAUUCUACCUACACUGCCACAAUGGGACAUUCUCAUUUCCAUCACACGGCCGGACAGCUGGACGCCGAACGCAGUCUACGAAGCGACCAAAAUCUUUACCUCCUCACGACCCGCCGUAGCACAAGCUUUCUGCUCGGAUGUUCUUCUACCACGCGUACGUGAGGACAUCCGCGAGACGAAGAAACUCAAUGUCCACCUCUACAAAGCAAUGAAGAAGGCACUAUACAAGCCAGCAGCUUUCUUCCGAGGCUUGCUCUUCCCAUUAGUUGGUUCCGGAACAUGCACUCUACGAGAAGCACAAAUCAUCUCAUCCGUGCUUCAACGAGUCUCGAUUCCAGUACUUCACUCUGCCACGGCACUCUACCGGCUUUGCGAGAUCGCAGCAGAGCAGAUGAUGCACGAUGUCGAAUCAGCCGGAGCCUGCAACAUCUUCAUUCGAACACUCCUCGAAAAGAAGUACGCUCUGCCUUUCCGCGUUGUUGAUGCUCUGGUAUUCCACUUCCUUCGCUUCCGCGCUAUGCAACAAGCGGACGGCGAAGACGUGAACAUGUCCGGACUAUCGAAGAAGGGCGCUGCGGAUCUGAAGCUACCGGUGUUAUGGCAUCAGUGUUUACUUGCUUUCGCGCAACGAUACAAGAACGAGAUCACAGAAGAUCAGCGAGAAGCUUUGCUUGAUCUGCUACUGGUCAGAGGACACAAGCAGAUUGGCCCAGAAGUGCGGAGGGAGUUGCUCGAAGGUAGAGGAAGAGGCGUGGUGGCGGAGGAGAGUAUGGCUGACGGCGGCGAUGAUACCAUGAUGGAUGCAUAG